Molecule: messenger RNA, 963 nt
Organism: Rhododendron vialii
Lineage: Eukaryota; Viridiplantae; Streptophyta; Magnoliopsida; Ericales; Ericaceae
Product: protein MIZU-KUSSEI 1-like
Exons: 2
Coding region: 160-858 (232 amino acids)
Biological process (GO): hydrotropism
Source: RefSeq, a predicted model, not a curated record
GGGUCCAUUUUUAGACCUAACAAAAAAACCCUCAAAAUUAUAGUCUUCACAAUCACAAUUGCAGCACCAAACCUCAAACCAGCGUUUACGCGAUAACCAAGCCUUCCCCCUCUCUCCUCCUGCAAUCUCCCAUCGCUGUGAUUCUGCAAAAAUCCAGUGAUGGGAGAACCAAAACUUCCUCCACAAUCACCAAACCACCCAUCUUCCCUUGUCCAACCAUCCAACAAGAAGAAACAAAAACCCAUCAAAGUAUUCCGAGCUCUUCGAUCCGUUCUGCGGUCAUUCCCCAUCAUUAAUACCCCCGCCUGCAAGUUUUCAUCGCUCCCAAGCGGAGUGUUACCGGAAGGUCACCGAAGCAGCGGUUCUGGCAACCGCGUUACGGGCACAUUGUUUGGAUAUCGCAAGGGAAGGGUAAGUUUGUCCAUACAGGAAAAUCCUAGGACCCUUCCAACCAUGGUGGUGGAGCUGGCCAUGCAAAUGAACGUGUUGCAGAAGGAAAUGAGUUUGGGAUUGGUCAGAAUUGCCCUCGAAUGCGAUAAAAGGCCGGAAAAGGAGAAGAUGAAGCUUUUAGAGGAGCCUAUGUGGGCUAUGUAUUGUAAUGGGAAGAAGAAUGGGUAUGGGGUCAAAAGGGAGGCUUCAGAAGAGGAUUUACAGGUUAUGGAGCUUCUUAAAGCGAUAUCAAUGGGUGCUGGAGUCUUGCCGGGAAAAUCUGACGUGAAUGGACCGGACGGCGAAUUGGCGUACAUCCGAGCCCACUUUGAACGAAUGGUGGGAUCAAAGGACUCGGAGACCUUUUACAUGUUAAGCCCCGAUGGAAACAAUGGACCUGAAUUGAGCAUUUUCUUUGUAAGGGUAUGAUAUAUUGAGUAUUUGUGACUGGAUUCAUUAUUGUACGUGGUCAUGACUUACAUGUACAGCUGAAUAGUGUCUGCAGAUAUAUAUAGGUGAUGUUUAUUUCCUCAA